AUGGUAUUUACUCGAGAACACAAAGACUUGGUGAUUGAGGGAGAGAAAUGGAUGAAGUCAACUGUAGAGUCUUACACAAUUACAGCUGCAUUAAUCAUCACAAUUGCGUUUGCAGCAGCAAUUACAGUGCCAGGAGAUAGCAAUCAGGACAAAGGAAUACCAAUUUUUACAAACAACACUGCCUUCACAAUAUUUGCAAUAUCAGAUGCUAUAUCACUAUUUUCAGCUGUUACAUCAUUGUUAAUGUUUUUGUCAAUCCUCACUGCACGUUUUGCUGAACAAGACUUUCUCUUCAAGUUACUUACAAAGUUAAUUGAUAAUUGGUUUAACCACCUUGUUCAUCUUAACGACAGCUAUGAUAGUAGCUUUUGGUGCAAUGUUGUACUUGGUAUUUGGCCAAACAAAUUCAUGGAUUCUUAUUCCCAUAGAUGUGUUAACCUGCCUACCAAUUACUUCAUUUGUGACCUUGCAGUUCCCUCUUGUCCUAGACUUGAUGAGUGCCACAUAUGGUCGGAGUAUUUUUGGUGA
This is a messenger RNA of Lactuca saligna, 528 nucleotides long. The record is from the annotation of a GenBank genome assembly. NCBI's taxonomy places the organism in Eukaryota, Viridiplantae, Streptophyta, Magnoliopsida, Asterales, Asteraceae.